Molecule: messenger RNA, 5362 nt
Organism: Zootermopsis nevadensis
Lineage: Eukaryota; Metazoa; Arthropoda; Insecta; Blattodea; Termopsidae
Gene: Chc
Product: clathrin heavy chain
Biological process (GO): intracellular protein transport; receptor-mediated endocytosis
Cellular component (GO): cell cortex; clathrin complex; clathrin coat of trans-Golgi network vesicle
Molecular function (GO): structural molecule activity; clathrin light chain binding
Source: RefSeq, a predicted model, not a curated record
UACAUUAAGUAGGUGGUGGGAAGCCAUGUUUGUAGGCAGUGAAUGGUAUUCUCAGUUGCAAAUGUGAAGUUGAGUGGUGUAUUAGAAACGUUUUGAUUUAUCUGAAGUCGGUGCAGAGAAACAUUUCAUGUUGAAGUUAGUGCAACAUUAACCAACAUGUCUCAGAUGUUACCUAUACGUUUUCAAGAGCAUCUACAGCUCACAAAUGUAGGUAUCAACCAAGCAAGUGUGAGCUUCAACACGCUUACAAUGGAGUCGGACAAAUUCAUAUGUGUAAAAGAGAAGGUGGGAGAUACAUCACAAGUGGUAAUCAUUGACAUGGCUGACCCAACUAACCCCAUUCGACGACCUAUUUCUGCAGAUUCUGCCAUUAUGAAUCCAGCCAGCAAGGUCAUUGCCCUCAAGGGCAAGGCAGGAGUUGAAGCCCAGAAAACAUUACAAAUAUUCAACAUUGAAAUGAAGAGCAAGAUGAAAGCUCAUACAAUGGCAGAAGAUGUUAUUUUUUGGAAGUGGAUUUCCCUGAACACUCUUGCCUUGGUUACAGAAUCCUCAGUUUUUCACUGGAGUAUGGAAGGCGAUUCAGUCCCACAGAAAAUGUUUGAUCGUCAUUCCAGCCUUAAUGGCUGUCAAAUAAUCAACUACCGAACUGAUCCAAAACAGACGUGGUUGCUUCUCAUUGGAAUAUCAGCUCAGCAAAAUCGUGUGGUGGGAGCAAUGCAACUGUACUCGGUUGAGCGGAAAUGCUCGCAACCCAUAGAAGGUCAUGCAGCAUCAUUUGCACAGUUCAAAAUGGAAGGAAAUGCAGAACAAUCUACUCUUUUCUGCUUCGCAGUUCGAACAGUACAGGGUGGAAAGCUUCACAUCAUUGAAGUGGGACAGCCUCCAGCUGGAAAUCAACCUUUUGCCAAGAAAGCUGUUGAUGUUUUCUUUCCACCUGAGGCACAGAAUGAUUUUCCUGUGGCUAUGCAGGUGAGCGCCAAAUAUGAUGUGAUUUAUCUCAUCACAAAGUAUGGCUACAUUCACCUGUAUGACAUAGAAUCUGCUACGUGCAUCUAUAUGAACCGUAUCAGUGGAGACACCAUCUUUGUAACUGCACCACAUGAGGCAUCAGGAGGGAUUAUUGGUGUCAACCGGAAGGGACAGGUUUUAUCAGUGAGUGUGGAGGAAGAUAACAUCAUCCCCUAUGUUAAUAGUGUUCUUCAGAACCCUGAUCUGGCACUUCGUAUGGCUGUGAGGAACAACUUGGCAGGUGCCGAAGAUUUGUUUGUGCGGAAGUUCAACUUGCUUUUCCAGAAUGGCCAAUAUGCUGAAGCAGCAAAGGUAGCAGCAAAUGCACCAAAAGGUAUCCUGCGUACCCCCCAGACAAUUCAGAGGUUCCAACAAGUUCCGACACCUCAGGGACAAACAUCACCUCUGUUGCAGUAUUUUGGAAUAUUGUUGGAUCAGGGUCAGUUGAAUAAGUAUGAAUCCCUGGAACUAUGCCGACCAGUUUUGCAGCAGGGUCGGAAACAGUUGCUUGAAAAAUGGCUCAAAGAAGAUAAAUUAGAAUGUUCAGAAGAAUUGGGAGAUCUAGUAAAACAAGCUGAUCCAACGUUAGCGCUGUCUGUAUAUCUUCGAGCCAAUGUACCAAACAAGGUUAUUCAAUGUUUUGCAGAGACAGGUCAGUUCCAGAAGAUUGUUUUAUAUGCUAAGAAAGUGGGGUACACACCAGAUUAUGUCUUCCUUCUACGUAAUGUGAUGCGAGUGAAUCCUGACCAAGGCGUUGCAUUUGCUCAGAUGUUGGUUCAGGAUGACGAGCCUCUUGCUGAUAUCAACCAGAUUGUUGACAUCUUCAUGGAGCAGAACAUGGUCCAGCAGUGCACAGCAUUCUUGCUGGAUGCCUUAAAGAAUAACCGUCCAUCAGAAGGUCCGCUCCAGACAAGACUUCUUGAAAUGAAUUUGAUGUCAGCACCUCAGGUAGCAGAUGCCAUACUUGGAAAUCAGAUGUUCACUCAUUAUGACCGUGCCCAUGUUGCUCAGCUGUGUGAGAAGGCAGGACUUCUGCAGAGAGCUUUGGAACACUACACAGAUCUGUAUGACAUCAAGCGUGCUGUAGUUCAUACUCACCUACUGAAUCCUGAAUGGUUGGUUGGUUAUUUUGGAACUCUGUCAGUGGAGGACUCACUCGAGUGUCUGAAAGCCAUGCUGACAGCAAACAUUAGGCAAAACCUUCAGAUAUGUGUCCAGAUUGCAACAAAAUACCAUGAGCAGCUGACAACUAAAGCUCUUAUUGAUCUUUUUGAGUCAUUCAAGAGCUAUGAAGGCCUGUUCUACUUCCUAGGUUCUAUUGUGAAUUUCAGCCAAGAUCAAGAAGUUCAUUUCAAGUACAUUCAGGCAGCAUGCAAGACUGGGCAAAUCAAAGAAGUGGAGAGGAUAUGCCGGGAGUCUAAUUGCUACAGUCCGGAAAGAGUUAAAAAUUUUCUAAAGGAAGCCAAACUCACAGAUCAGCUUCCUCUCAUUAUAGUGUGUGAUCGUUUUGACUUUGUACACGACCUUGUCCUCUAUUUGUAUCGCAACAGUUUACAGAAAUACAUUGAGAUUUAUGUCCAGAAGGUUAAUCCAUCACGACUGCCAGUUGUAAUUGGUGGCCUUUUGGAUGUUGACUGCUCUGAGGACAUAAUUAAGAACUUGAUAUUAGUGGUCAGAGGUCAGUUUUCCACUGAUGAAUUGGUAGAGGAAGUGGAGAAGAGAAACCGCUUAAAGCUGCUAUUACCAUGGCUUGAGUCUAGAGUUCAUGAGGGUUGUGUUGAACCUGCUACCCAUAAUGCACUUGCCAAAAUCUACAUUGACAGUAACAACAAUCCUGAGAGAUUUCUGAAAGAAAAUCAGUUUUAUGACAGUCGAGUAGUUGGCAAGUAUUGUGAAAAACGGGAUCCUCAUUUAGCAUGUGUAGCAUAUGAAAGAGGGCAGUGUGAUCGGGAACUGAUAAAUGUGUGCAAUGAGAACUCCCUCUUCAAGUCAGAAGCAAGGUAUUUGGUGCGAAGGCGUAAUCCUGAACUUUGGACUGAAGUCCUAAAUGAGAGCAAUCCCUUUAAGAGACCUUUAAUAGACCAAGUGGUUCAAACAGCACUCUCAGAAACGCAAGAUCCAGAAGAUAUUUCUGUAACAGUAAAAGCCUUCAUGACAGCAGAUCUGCCCAAUGAACUAAUUGAACUUCUAGAAAAGAUUGUUCUUGACAACUCUGUAUUUAGUGAUCACAGGAACUUACAGAACCUGCUCAUCUUGACGGCAAUCAAAGCAGAUAGAACACGUGUCAUGGAAUAUAUCAACAGGUUGGAUAAUUAUGAUGCUCCUGAUAUUGCCAACAUUGCAAUAAACAAUCAGUUAUAUGAGGAAGCAUUUGCUAUAUUCAAGAAGUUUGAUGUAAACACAUCUGCAAUUCAGGUUCUGAUUGAUAAUGUCAACAACUUGGAUCGAGCAUAUGAAUUUGCCGAAAGAUGUAAUGAGCCCGCUGUGUGGAGCCAGCUGGCCAAAGCUCAGCUGCAGCAGGGUCUUGUCAAGGAAGCAAUUGAUUCUUUCAUUAAGGCAGAUGACCCAUCAGCUUACAUUGAUGUUGUGGAAACUGCUCACAAAACAGAAAGUUGGGAGGACUUGGUACGAUACCUUCAGAUGGCACGGAAGAAGGCACGCGAGUCAUAUAUUGAAUCUGAACUGAUUUACGCAUAUGCAAGAACUAACCGCUUGGCUGACCUUGAAGAAUUCAUCUCUGGCCCUAAUCAUGCUGAUAUCCAGAAGAUUGGUGAUAGAUGUUUUGAAGAUGGAAUGUAUGAUGCAGCCAAGCUUUUGUAUAACAAUGUGUCAAAUUUUGCCCGUCUUGCUAUUACUCUUGUCCAUCUCAAAGAAUUUCAAGGAGCUGUGGAUGGUGCUAGGAAGGCAAACAGCACACGGACGUGGAAGGAGGUGUGCUUUGCUUGUGUAGAUAGUGAAGAGUUCCGCUUGGCCCAGAUGUGUGGCCUUCACAUUGUAGUACAUGCAGAUGAAUUAGAAGACCUAAUUAAUUAUUAUCAGGAUCGGGGCUAUUUUGAAGAAUUGAUAAACUUACUGGAGGCAGCACUUGGUUUGGAGAGGGCACAUAUGGGCAUGUUUACAGAACUAGCCAUCCUGUACUCCAAGUACAAACCUGCAAAGAUGAAAGAGCAUCUGGAACUUUUUUGGUCUCGAGUCAACAUUCCCAAGGUAUUACGAGCAGCAGAACAGGCACACUUGUGGGCAGAGUUGGUGUUCCUGUAUGAUAAAUAUGAAGAGUAUGACAAUGCUGUGAUUGCCAUGAUGAACCAUCCAAGUGAAGCAUGGAGGGAAGGACAUUUCAAGGACAUCAUCACAAAGGUUGCUAACAUUGAGCUCUACUACAAGGCAAUCCAGUUCUACUUGGAUUAUAAACCAUUGCUUCUGAAUGAUGUAUUGCUGGUUUUGGCACCUCGCAUGGAUCACACAAGAGCUGUCAAUUUCUUUACAAAGGUAAAUCAUCUGCAACUAGUGAAACCAUACCUUCGCUCAGUUCAGAGUCUGAACAAUAAAGCAAUUAAUGAGGCACUCAACAAUUUGUUAAUUGAAGAAGAAGAUUACCAAGGGCUUCGUACCUCAAUUGACGCCUUUGAUAACUUUGACAACAUCGCACUGGCUCAGAAACUGGAGAAGCAUGAACUGAUUGAGUUUCGACGCAUUGCUGCUUAUCUUUAUAAGGGCAACAACCGUUGGAAACAAUCGGUCGAGCUCUGCAAGAAGGAUCGGUUAUUCAAGGAUGCUAUGGAGUAUGCAGCUGAAUCAAAGAAUGCAGAGGUAGCAGAGGAAUUGUUGGCAUGGUUCCUAGAAAAGGGGAGCCAUGAUUGUUUUGCUGCUUGUUUGUUUCAAUGUUAUGAUCUGUUGCACCCUGAUGUUAUCUUGGAAUUGGCUUGGAGACACAACAUUAUGGACUUCGCCAUGCCAUAUCUUAUCCAGGUCACCAGAGAAUACAUAAGUAAGGUUGAUAAGCUUGAAGAGUCUGAAUCCCAGAGGCUGGAAGAGACUGCACAACAAGACCACAAGCCUAUGAUAAUGCCUGAGCCUCAGUUAAUGUUAACUGCAGGUCCAGGAAUGAUUGGCCCUGGUUACACCCCAGGAUACCCAAAUGCAUAUGCUCCAGGCAUGCCAUACCAAGGCUACAGUAUGUAGACUGACCCACAAGACUGCUACAAGUAGAUCGAACAACCUUCAGAUGUGCUCCAUGGUAGUCAGCUUUAAGAAGUAGCUGAGAGAAGUGGUUCCAAUAUUUACUUCCAGGCUCACCUGUAAAUCUGGAAGGUAACCACUUACAGUUCACAAUAAAACAAUAUGCAAAUUUUUA